UCUCCACGUUCGGUCUCGGUGAACUCAGAGGCGCCGGACAUGCAUGGACCUUUUCUAUAACGAUGGGAAUGUUUUAUUUAUGCACCUUCCUAUUUUCAAAGCGGAGAACUGUGGACACAAGUGCAUUUAAUGAAAACCUAAAGUGAGCCAACCCCCGCACUCGCUUUUACUUGUCAUGGUGACUCGCUCGGAUUUUGAGGAAGAGCGGAAGCUGGAUGAUAAACGCUGCUGCAUGAGAGCAUGGGUGUGGCCAAGCUGAACGCCAAACACCCAACAGAGGCUUUAAUAUGUGAGCCCAGAAAGAGAACUGUGCAAACUGAGGUAGACGAAAUGGCAGCGCAGCCGGUCAGCGUGCUUAUCACUGGAGCCAACAGAGGCUUGGGCCUGGAAAUGGUGAAGCAAAUGAUGGAGGCCGACUGUCCAGUGAAAAAGCUGUUUGCCUGUUGCAGGGACCCAGAUGGACCCAGGGCUGAGGCCUUGCGAACACUGGCGAAGAAGCAUCCUAACGUCAUCCACAUCAUGCGUCUGGAUGCCACUGACCUUAGUAACAUAAAGCAGUGCGCCCAGCAGGUGGGCUCUGUGGUCGGGACGGACGGCCUCAACCUGCUGAUUAACAACGCGGGGUUCCAGGACAAGAGCAUCCUACAGGAGACCACUCCCGAGGACAUGCAGAAUUCUUUCAACACCAACGUCAUGGGCCCUACGUUCAUCGUUAAAGAGUUCCUGCCUCACCUUCGUGCAGCAGCGAAGGCCAGCAAGAUGCCGGGGAUGUCCAGCAGGAAAGCGGCGGUCGUCUGCAUCUCCUCAUCACUGGCUUCAUUGGAGUCUGUCAAAGGCUCAUACGCCCUCUUCCCCGCCAUCUCCUACCGCAUCAGCAAGGCCGGUCUGAACAUGAUGGCGGCGUGUGCUGCAGAGGAGCUGAGGAGGGAUGAGAUCCUGUUUUCUUUGCUGCACCCUGGCUGGGUGCGCACCGAAAUGGGUGGAGAGGAGGGGGAGAUCGACGCUGCGGAGAGCGUGCAGAGGAUGCUUCGCGUGGUGGCCUCGCUGACCGAGAAGCAGAGUGGAACCUUCCUGGACAAUAAAGGCGGGAACAUCCCCUGGUAGCUUUAAACAACCACACUGUGCUUCAUCACGCUUCAUCAAGUCAAUCACUGAAUGAACCCACGUGAAAUAAACCAGUACCUGUCACAUACUUUGCUUG
Messenger RNA from Chelmon rostratus (copperband butterflyfish), 1201 nucleotides. RefSeq names its product C-factor-like. The transcript has 7 exons. The record is from RefSeq and is a predicted model, not a curated record. Bases 241 to 1104 code for a protein of 287 amino acids. Lineage: Eukaryota; Metazoa; Chordata; Actinopteri; Chaetodontiformes; Chaetodontidae.